Messenger RNA from Parnassius mnemosyne (clouded apollo), 552 nucleotides. NCBI's taxonomy places the organism in Eukaryota, Metazoa, Arthropoda, Insecta, Lepidoptera, Papilionidae. The record is from the annotation of a GenBank genome assembly.
AUGGAUAAUACAACAACAGCUAGAAUAAAACAUAGGUCGAUAGCUGUCGUCUUCUUCAAUGCGCACGGCCUUAAAAAUCAAAUUAACGAAGUCUGGACCUUCCUCACUGAUCAUCAGAUUGACAUAUUGCUAGUGCAAGAGACUUUUCUUAAGCCUAGCCUAAGAGACCCAAAAAUAGCCAAUUAUAGACUAAUAAGGAACGAUCGCAUAGGGAAUAGGUUAGGAGGGACCCUUAUUUAUUAUAGGUCGUCCCUACAUGUAGUUCCCAUAGACACGCCUCAAUUAACUGAACUAGAGGCAUCCGUUUGCAGAGUAGCCAUGACCGGUCAACAACCGAUCACGGUAGCCUUUGUAUAUCUCUCACCAAAUAAAAAGAUAAUUAAAAGCGAUUUCGAAGCGCAAUUCAACCUUAGUAAUUCAGUAAUACUAGGCGGCGGCUUAAAUAGCAAACACCAAGUCUGGUCCAAUAACCUUAGGAAAAAUGCAAAAGGUGAUCACUUAGUAAAGCUCAGUGACUACCUAAAUUAUAUAAUAGCUCGCUCUUCGAUAUAA